GGGUGUCCACUCUCUCUCUAGCCUCUUCUCUUCUUUUUUUUUCUAAAGGCGACAGUUAUUUCAACUAUCAAUUAUACAUAUCUACUCUUCAAACUCACUCCCUGAUAGAAAUUUUCAAUUCUGCUAUUCGAUUUAACUAUGGGUGAAGAAGAAGCCAAGAAAGUGGAAACUGCUGGAGAUGUUGCGGAGGAGAAAGCCAUCGUGUUAUCAACUCUACCUCCUUCUGAAGAAUUGGAAGACAAACCUGAUGAUUCCAAAGCUCUUGCCAUCGUCGAACCCGAAACUAAAGCGCUGAUACCUGUUGAGAAAAAGGGAUCUAUAGGCAGAGAUGCAACUCUUGCCCGAUUAACGGCCGAGAAGAGAUUGUCACUGAUUAAAGCAUGGGAAGAAAGUGAGAAAUCAAAAGCUGAAAACAAAGCUCAGAAAAAGAUGUCUGAAAUUCUUGCAUGGGAGAACAGCAAGAAAGCAAGCUUGGAGGCUGAGCUAAAAAGGUCUGAGGAGAAAUUGUUGAAAAAGAAGGCUGAGUACAUUGAGAAACUGAAAAACAAGAUUGCUCUAGCCCACAAGUCAGCAGAAGAAAAAAGAGCGAUAACUGAAGCUAAACGUGGAGAAGAUCUUCUUAUCGCAGAGGAGAUGGCAGCAAAAUGUCGGGCUACUGGAACUUCUCCAAAGAAACCGCUCCUUGGAUGUUUUUGAAGUGGAAAAUGCCUGCCAGAUCUGCAUCACUGGUUAUAAAAGUCAUAUAGUGAAGUUUGUGGAUUGGAAAUUUCUUUGCAUUAGAAACAUUGUGUGUUUAUACCUUGUGGAAUUUAUUGCUUUCGUUAUUACGAGUGCAUAACAAUGUAUUCGAGUGUACAUAAAACGCUGGAGAAAUUAACUCUGGAAUUGUAUGGAAAGAGCUUAAAGGAAACCUACUA
Solanum dulcamara is the source of this 917-nucleotide messenger RNA. RefSeq names its product remorin-like. The transcript is spliced from 5 exons. The coding region runs from base 139 to 696 and encodes 185 amino acids. The record is from RefSeq and is a predicted model, not a curated record. NCBI's taxonomy places the organism in Eukaryota, Viridiplantae, Streptophyta, Magnoliopsida, Solanales, Solanaceae.